Molecule: messenger RNA, 2019 nt
Organism: Corticium candelabrum
Lineage: Eukaryota; Metazoa; Porifera; Homoscleromorpha; Homosclerophorida; Plakinidae
Product: TBC1 domain family member 15-like
Exons: 10
Coding region: 342-1961 (539 amino acids)
Biological process (GO): activation of GTPase activity
Molecular function (GO): GTPase activator activity
Source: RefSeq, a predicted model, not a curated record
UUGUAAAGAGAGUCUGAACAACUAUGUAGUGUUGUUGUAAAGUUCUGGGACUCGAGCCUUUGUGCUUUAUUUCUGUUUUAGCAGCGGAAGGACGUCUUCACAUCAAGACUAAAAAUACUGUAGUUUGCUCUAGAGUUUGCGAACGAUUGCGUCAGUUCGGCACGCAAGCAUUUUGCUAAGCGUAUUGAAUUACCAGCUGUUCGUUCGAGCACGUAGAAAAGUUAGCGGUCAUGGUUACGGGCGAUUGAAAACAACCGCCACACAAUGCUAGUCACGUGUUAACAAGUUGAUUGAUAUCUCUCUACAUGUCUUCCAGUAGCACUUCUGUGUAGCCAACUUCUAUGAAUUUUUUUCGCAGUCUUGUAGGAGAACCAAACCAACGGUCAAGAGCGUCUUCAUCUCUCACCGAGGAGACUUCUUCAUUCACGCCUUCCUACUCUCUCUUGCGCACAAGAGAAUCAGAAGACGAAUGCACGUACGAAGAGUUCGACGAAGUCACCAUGGAAGACAUAGGCAAAGCAGAACGUGCACAAACACAAGAGAGAAUGGAAAGCGAAAGAGAUGCCUCACAAUGUGAUGCAACAAACGAGGAGAUUGCAGCACAUGCGACGGAAGAAGAUGAAAACAGUGUUUGUCGUGAGUACGAGCAAGGGACGCCACUCGACAGAGAGACGUGGGCAGGAUUUAGUGAUCAAGACGGGAGAAUUAUCAACGAACUGAAGUUGAGGAAAUGUGUCUUUAGAGGUGGUAUUGAUGAGAGUAUUCGACCGGAGGUUUGGUCGUUUCUUUUUGGUCUUUAUCCUCUCUCUUCGACAUAUAGAGAGCGUGAGGUCAUAUCAGCAGACUAUCAUGUGAGAUAUCGGGCUUUGAAAAGGCGCUGGCAGACAAUGCUGCAUCUUGUUACAUCAUCUGAGGCUGUGCCUUCUUUACCAGACUAUAUGAGUGAUGAGGCGAAUUUCGAAGAAAUUAGUGACAAGACAGAAGAAAGCGGAAAUCAAAGGGCAAGCACAAGUUGCUCAAUAGACUCGAUUGAUUCUAGUGAACGUGAUGACAGCGUAGUAGCUCAUAUUGAUGUCGACAGUGGUGAAAAGUUUGAACAGUUUUCGUUUGCCGAGUUGCAGGCACAGGUGUAUGCUACACGACAACCUGUUGACUUCAAAAAUCUUCACAAAGCAAUCAAACUAAUCGACAAAGAUGUUCCUCGUACUGAUCGAGACCAACCGCUAUUCAGGUCACGUCAGAAUCUCAAAGUAUUACGAGAUGUAUUGAUAACGUAUGCAACGUUUCAUCCUGAGGUUAGUUACGUGCAGGGAAUGAACGAUAUUGCUGGUCGUUUUUUGUAUGUCUUCAAGUCGGAAGUGGAGACUUACUGGAGUCUUGACAGAUACAUUGAUAAGAUAAAAGGUGAUUUUCUACAGGAAACAAUGUUGGCUAAAAUGGCAUUGAUUGGCAAACUGUUGGAAGAAAUGGAUCCAGAACUCUGUAGCUUUCUACAGUCAGUUGAUCUUGGGCACCUUGUUUUCUGUCAUAGAUGGUUGAUCUUAUGCUUCAAACGUGAAUUUAAAUACAAUGAGAGUCUCCAGCUCUUUGAGAUUCUGAGUAGCUGCCACUUGGAGUUAACAUCACUGGAAGCAGAACAAGCCAGAGCAGAAACCAGAAUCGAACAAGUUCUGAAAGAAGAGGGCCAACGGAAUGAGAAAGCAGACCAGGUUGAAAUCCAUCAAGAAUACACGUUUGAUCUCUUUGUGUGUGUCGCAAUAUUGAAAGAACAUCGAGAAGACCUGAUGGCAUGUGCAGAUCAAAACUUGGUCUUUCAAUACAUUAGCAGCUUCGCCAUGAAGCUUGAUGUUGACACUGUACUUGAGAAGAGUCAGGAGCUAUUCUUCUUGUACUGUAAAAAGUCAGUUAUGGACUGUUUCCAACAAGACAGUUGUGUAGAUGGGUCAUCAACAAAGACGUAAUUCAGAGUCCUCCUAUAUAUUUGUUUUGUUAAUAAAUAUACAGUACGUGUAUAAUAUA